AUGGAGUCACGCGAUGCGCACGCCAAAGUCUCAGUGGACGGCGGCACCGAUGAAGCCGUUCCCCACGAUCGCGAAGACACGGUACCUCCUCCGGCAGCACCCUCUGCGCGCACCAACGAGAGAGAGAAAGAUCUGCAGCUGCGUCGACUGAGGCGCGAAAAUCAUCUCCUGCGGCUGCAACUCCUCAAGCUGCGCGAGCAGCAGCACCAGUUACUGGCUAACACCAGUGCAGCGGCAGUGUGCUCUGUCUCCGAUAGUGCUUUAGCCGUAUCAGACGCUGCAGAAGCGGAGCCGCAGCAGACGCGCUCCGACAUAAUAGACGAACAAGCCACAGCCCUACGCACCCGCAUGCUGCAACGGAUAAAGGAAAGGCAGCAGCGCACCACAGUGGUGCGGUCGCUACUGCGCGACGCCGAGCAGCUGCACAGCGAGCUCCCUCAGCAGGAGCAACUGGAGGCAGAGCGGGGGAACUCGAGCGGCACGGACACGCCGGUCUCGCCCGCGUCUCCACCCGUGAAAGCGGCGCCGGCGCAGUCGAUGGAGGCGGCAGCAGCGCCACCGUCACCGGCGGCAAAGCUCGACAUCAUCGAGGACGGCCGCGAUCAAAUAGAUCAACAACAUGCCCUACUGGCCAGCCCUUCCUCAGCGACGGCUUCACGAGUACCGCCUGACAGGUCUGCCGCGUACGGCGCGCACGCCGUUGACGACCUGUCGGCUGAAGCGAUGCUGCAGCGCUUUCAGGACCGCAAAUCGCAGCGCCGGCUGCGGCUGGAGCAGAUGUUGGGCCCCAUUUACGAUGCGGCAGGCAGCGGUGCCGCUGGGCCGAGCCGUGAAAAUGACAGUGCGGAAAUAACGCCUCUCGGUGCCGCGCUGCGGGGUGCAAGUGCCGGACAAGGUGGAGAAGGGGCGCAGUCCCCUCUCGACCGCAGCGUGGCGGCGUGGGAUGGCAGGGGGAGGAGGAUCGACAGCCGCACGAGACGCGGAAGGGCAAAUGGCCACAACAACGCUGCGGCAACCGCUACACCCACUUACAGUGGGUCUACGAGGAACCCGAAUCAAAUUGGCCGUGCCGUGAGCGACGCUGUAAAGAACAACAGCUGGUACCUCUGCAAGGUGCUGGAGGCGGCGCUGCUUGACACAAUUCAAGCGCGGCCGGCAAACGAGGCAACGGCGCCGGUGUUGUCGUCUUCGCCGGAGAAGUACCUUCCACCCGGCUCGCACUCGAGAGCGACAUCAUUUGCGGAGAUGUCAUCGUCCUCCUCUUCGCCCGGCUCAGCCUCUUUCCUGUUGGGUCCUCUAUCCGACGGGCGUGCUGCCGGCGGCACCUCCGGCUCCACGACGCUGACGACCGGAACCGCCUCUGGAAUCCCGCAGCCAGAGUCGAUGGCGGCCGCUCCAACCUCCGUAAGAAUCCCUCAGAUGCUCUACCCCAAGGGCGUAAGUGACACGGCGCUAAAGCGAGCCAUUGAGGAGUCUCUGCUCCUGCACUUUCGCUGCGUGCAAGACGCCCCAAGGCGCUUGACGUCAUCGCAGGCGGCGGAGGAGAGUUUGCCGGCGUUUGAGGCAGAGAACCGUGACGCAGAGCUGCGCCGCUGCUUCGCGGAGGGUACCGGCAAGGAUGCGUUGCUUAGCAGCGGUGCGCGUCGCGACGACGACCUGGGAAGCACCGCAGCCGGAAACGACGACGAAGAGGCUCCAGAGAGGGAGAGCGACAUGCUCGGCGCCCGCGACGACAACCUCGACCCGUUUGCCUGUCUACUGCUCGCUCGUCUCUCCGCCGAUCUACCUUCGAAGACCACCAAGUCAGACUGGACAGGCAAUCACCUGUCGCGCUACAGCAGCGGCAAGGAUGGGGCCAAGCAGCCGUCAUCAACGUCCCUCAACGCGUCUACUGCAUCCAGCCCCACAAACUCCAAGGCCGGCGUCGCCUUCGUGGCGGCGGCCAGCGGUGACCGCCGCAUGCACGUCCCCAAGAAGCACUUCAGUCGCCUCGACGAGGUGCAGGUCGAGAUGCACGCGCCGGUUAUCUUCAACCAAAUCCGCGACUUUCUGCGCAUGGACGUUGAACGCUUCCGCCGCUCCUUUAUACCAACCUCGUCGGCGUCGCAGUCCGAUGCGGACGGCGGUGAAGGGACGGACCCUCGGCGCUGGCGCGCAGCACAGCCGCAGCAGCGUCUCCGUGUCGGCGCCUCAGCUGGUGCGGACGAGACAACCGCGUGGCGCAUCACCGUGUCGCCUGGCAAGAGCGGGACAACCUUGCUGUACUUCAGCGACUUUGUCAUGAAAACGGUUCGGCCCAGAGAGAUGGAGUUCCUGCUACGGAAGUUCCUGCCGGCAUAUGUGCGUUACUGCGAGCGCAACCCGCAUACGCUGCUGCCACGUUUCUACGCGCUGGCGACGCUGCGGUGGUGGAAGGCGGGAGUGGUACAGCACUUUGUCCUUAUGCAGAAUGUCUUCACGACGCCGUACUACAUUCACCGCAUCUACGAUGUGAAGGGCAGCACAGUGAACCGGACGGCGCUGCAACCGGGCAAACCGCCGCCGCGCACGGCCUUCGGCGCUCUCCUGCUGAAGGAUAACGAUCUACCUCCGCAGCUCAUCAUGUGCGGCACGUAUCAGCGCGCCAUCGUGCUUGCCCAGCUACGGUCCGACGUUGAAUUCUUGCGCCAGCUCAACGUGGUAGACUUCAGCUGCAUGAUCGGUGUCCGUAGUCGCCUCUUCUCACGCGAAGAGGGCCCUUCCAAGACACUCCUGCUCCUGCGCGGGCAGCACCACGCCGGCCACGUGAACACACUCGGCAGCAGCGCUGUCGUGACACAGGGGCACAUCGGGCAAACCUGCAGUGAGGUCAUGCACGCGACGGACAAAACGGCUGCCGCAGACGGGGAGAGCAUUAGCGUGGGGGCAAUGGAACCGACGCUGUCGCCGUCCUCUGUUGAUGCGCAACGAAGCGACUAUGACGAUGACGUCUACGUCUGCAUCCACGGAUGUGACGGUGGAUUGCUGUCGUUACCGAUCUACACCCCUGGUGACGACACGACCGCGCGUGAGGAGGUGUAUUACCUCGGCAUCAUCGAUGUGCUGCAGACAUACAACUCGGUCAAAAAGUUGGAAAGUUUUGCGAAGGGCUUCGUCAACGAUCGGCGUGCCAUCAGCGUGAUUGCGCCUGAUAAGUAUGCAGAGAGGCUGUACAAGGUACUGGAACGCAUCACAGUGUAG
Leishmania major strain Friedlin is the source of this 3219-nucleotide messenger RNA. RefSeq names its product putative phosphatidylinositol-4-phosphate 5-kinase-like. The record is from RefSeq and is a predicted model, not a curated record. Gene Ontology annotation, biological process: phosphatidylinositol metabolic process. Bases 1 to 3219 code for a protein of 1072 amino acids. Lineage: Eukaryota; Euglenozoa; Kinetoplastea; Trypanosomatida; Trypanosomatidae. Gene Ontology annotation, molecular function: phosphatidylinositol kinase activity. The transcript has a single exon.